AUGGCCCAAGGCCAGUUGACCUGGUUGGCUCUCAUUCGAGCCAUGCCGUUGUUGGCGCUGCUGGCACUUGGCGCCGCGACCCAAUCCUCGUCUGCACCGGAUGAGAAUAAGUCGUCCUCGGUCCAGGAAUGUCCCAUAUUCUUCAAAGCCAUCCAAACAUGUAUACCUAUCGCUCCAAAAAGUUUUCUACCCGUUGGCAUGGAUUCCGCCACGGCUACUGGAGGCCGCCGUACCCUAGGGGUUGAUGCCUUCGCCAAUAUGCUCGACGCCAUGAACGUUAUGCAGACGGAAUACUUCGCACCAUGGCUUGGUACCUGGCCCGACGCCAUCGACUGGACAGCUGCCGUCAUGGGCACGCACAUUUCAGGCGCAGCACGCACUCUCUCCGAAGACUUACCCUUCUUGAGUUCCGACGACGGCCGCACGAUUGAUUGGAGUCGAGCCUCCAAUCUGGUCGACAACUACCUCGGUCAGCUCAUAGGGUACUAUUUCGGCCAAGAUGCAUUCGCCAUCAGAAACGAGGCAUACGAUGACAUUCUCUGGGUCGUGCUCGGCUGGCUUGAGACCGUUCAGUUCGUCAACACACACUCCGAUCUGCAUUACAAGCUCAAAGAUGAGGAUCUUACCCAAGCUGGGAGCCCUGAUGCAGAAAGUUUUGGUAUUGGGGUCGUGAACGUCCUGUCGAAUGAAACUUAUCAUGGCAACCUCUGGAUUCCAGCCUUCUCCCACCGCGCUCGUAUCUUCUGGGACCUCUCUACGCAUGGCUGGGACACAAGGCUAUGCGGAGGGGGCAUGGUAUGGAACCCUCACCUGGAACCCUACAAGAACGCCAUUACCAAUGAACUCUUUAUCGCCGCGUCUAUCUCAAUGUAUUUGUAUUUUCCUGGCGACGACAACCAGUCUCCGUUCUACAACCGGUCGGACACUGUCAAUCCCGACGACCCAGACCUGCACAUCUACAGCGGACCAAGGGGCGCCAGGUACCUAAAGGCGGCCGUGGAGGGCUACCGAUGGCUAGUCAGCUCAAAUAUGAUGAACGACCAUGGGCUGUAUACAGAUGGCUUUCACAUCAGCGGGUAUGCUGACACCGGUGGUAACAACACGAGGUGUGACCGGCGCAAUGAUGAAGUCUACUCUUACAACCAAGGGGUCAUCUUGACAGGGCAGCGCGGCUUAUGGGAUGCUACCGGUGCCUCUUCGUUUCUUCGGGAUGGACACAAGCUCAUUCAAAGUACCAUCAAAGCCACUGGGUACGAUCUUGUUUCGAAUACGGCCGUCGAUGAUAUUUCAAGCCUGAAGGAGGGCGAGCUUCCACCAUGGCGGGGCUUAGGCCGCCUCGGUGUAAUGGAAGACACGUGCGAUGCAAGUGGGAGUUGUUCUAGGGACGGUCAGACCUUCAAAGGCAUCUUUUUUCACCACCUCACAGCAUUCUGCGCGCCACUAGUCGCACCACAGCCUUCUUCCGGGAUGUACGCCGAUACCCGUGCUUUUGCCGCCAUCGAGAAGUCACACCAUGACGCAUGCAUCUCUUAUAGCAGCUGGCUGGGACACAAUGCACACGCAGCGAUCGGAACGAGAGAUAAGCACGGCAAGUUCGGACAGUGGUGGACGGCCGGCCUGCUGAUCAGCCGCUGGACCGGUCCAUGGCCUACUAAGACUGACGAUGGAGUGCCGUGCGAGACCAACGGUACGGACUAUCGAAACUACGGCGUCCCGAACGACACGACAUGGCGUGGCCCGUCCUCGGAUCACGACCAUGCAAAACCGCCACAGGACCCCUUUAUUCCACCACCACAUGAGCAACCAAGAACGGAUCAAAUGCCCCUGAGAGAGCCCACGAAACAACAAGACCCAGUGGGCGCCGAGAAGCAGGUAAACCGCCAGCUCAACACAGAUGACCCCAAUAAACGCGGCCGCGGCCGCACCGUCGAGACGCAGGGUGGGGGGCUGGCGCUAAUGCGGGCGCACUGGAAGCUCGCCCACGGGAAGAUCGCCCACGGCCCCUAG
Molecule: messenger RNA, 2007 nt
Organism: Anthostomella pinea
Lineage: Eukaryota; Fungi; Ascomycota; Sordariomycetes; Xylariales; Xylariaceae
Source: the annotation of a GenBank genome assembly